AUGUGGGCACGGAUCAAAGGACUGCGACGGACGACGGAUCUGCAAAAACUGCUCAACGAGAAAGCGGCAGCGGUGGCGGUUGCUCAAUUCGUCCACGACACGGGGAUGUUAGCUCAAUUCCGUGAUACGGAUCCCCAAGCAAUGGGCACAUAUGAAGAGGAGCAAGCACCGGCUGACGCCGAAUUGACCGAACGGAACACUGGCUUGGGAGAGCGAGCGAAUGCGCAAGCAGACGACGCGAGCACCAGGUCGGCUUGCUCGCCAAUAUUUACCAAUAAUGAAACUGACAAGAACUUUGGAUCAACGCGAUUGAAUGGACCAACCCGGGAAGCGCUGCAGGACGAGAACGGAGAUUUGAACGUACGGGUUGAUAGGGAGUCACACGUGGAGAGCAGACGAAUGAGAGCGGUAGAUUUGUGGAAUUGA
This is a messenger RNA of Talaromyces marneffei, 426 nucleotides long. RefSeq lists its product as uncharacterized. Bases 1 to 426 code for a protein of 141 amino acids. The transcript has a single exon. Lineage: Eukaryota; Fungi; Ascomycota; Eurotiomycetes; Eurotiales; Trichocomaceae. The record is from RefSeq and is a predicted model, not a curated record.